Messenger RNA from Bathycoccus prasinos, 1926 nucleotides. RefSeq names its product ABC transporter family protein. The record is from RefSeq and is a predicted model, not a curated record. Gene Ontology annotation, molecular function: ATP hydrolysis activity; ABC-type transporter activity; ATP binding. The transcript has 2 exons. Gene Ontology annotation, cellular component: membrane. Bases 1 to 1926 code for a protein of 641 amino acids. NCBI's taxonomy places the organism in Eukaryota, Viridiplantae, Chlorophyta, Mamiellophyceae, Mamiellales, Bathycoccaceae.
AUGGAGGACGUGGAAAAAGGCAACACCAACAUGAAGAAGAGCUCGAGUUUACAAGACGUGCUCGGCUCCAAGAAUAACUUGAAAGCGGAUUCAGUCUUUCGGUUCGAAGACGUGCGCUAUCGGGUGAAAACGAAAGACGGCGAGACGGAAAUCUUGCACGGGAUCGACGGGUGCGUUCGAUCGGGCGAAGUGCUCGCCAUCUUGGGGCCUUCGGGCGCCGGGAAAACGUGUUUGAUCGACGCGUUGACGAUGGAGAUGAAAGGGGGAGAUAACUACGGGAAAGUGACUUUGAACGGUCAAGAUUUGACUCGCGAUGUUUUUACGCGAAAUUGCGCGUCGAUGACGCAACAGGAUAACCACUGGGCGUUUUUGACGUGCCGAGAGACGCUCGAUUACGCCGCGGAUUUGUGCGUCAACGAUACCGAGGAACAGAAGAGAGCGAGGAUUGACGCUAUUUUGAGCACGGUCGGUUUGAACGAUUGCGCGGACACGAAAGUUGGCAACCAGUUCUUGAAAGGUUUGUCUGGUGGACAAAAGAGACGCUUGUCCUUGGCGGUGAGUUUGUUGACCGAUCCGAAGGUUUUGUUCUUGGACGAACCGACUUCGGGGUUAGACGCGGCUGCCGCGGCGGCGAUUAUGUCGUUUUUGAAAGAACUCGCGCAAGCGACGAACAUCGCAAUCGUGUGUACCAUUCACCAACCGUCUACGGCUGUUUUCAACGGUUUCGAUCGCGUCAUGUUGUUAUCGAGCGGGAGAGUCGCGUAUUUGGGCACCUCCAAGGACGUCUUGCCGUACUUUGAAAAGAUCGGACACAAGAUGCCGGCGAAUACCAACCCGGCAGAAUACAUGCUCGAUUUAGUCAACCGAGAGUUCACGGACCCGAAACAAGUCGACGACAUCCUCGAUAGGUACGAGAAAUCGUACACUGGGUUACCGUGUGGGAGUUACGAGGACGAUUUGAAGGAAACCGGCGGCGUCCCGAACAAUGAACAUUUGGGCAACUCCACGCUCGCCGAGACGAUGACUUUGUUUCGCCGACACGGUUUGUUGGUCUUUAGAGAUCCGACUUUGUACGUCGCGAGAGCCGUCAUGUUCUUGAACGCGUGCAUCUUCUUUGGCAUCAUUUACAUCAAGUCCAGAGAGAGAGAGCAAGACCAAGUCUUUUCUAGAAUGUGGCUUCUCGUUUGGCACAUCGGCGUGCCAACCUCCUUGGGCGUCGUCGCGGUGUUUAGUUACAACGAAGAAUUUGCGGCGAUGAAACGUGAAAUUAAGAAUGGCAUGUUGAGACCGUUUUCUUAUCUCUUCUCGAACGCGUUGAUUCAGCUUCCGUUGAUGCUCUUCUUGGGCGUGUGCGCGGUUUCGGUUUCCGGAUAUGGCAUGGCCGAUUGGUACGCGCCGCAUUACAUCCAAGUCUUGUUGGUGUACGCGUUGAUGUUGUGGGCGUACGAAGCUGCCGCGCAAGUCUUUUCCAUUUGUUUCACUAACCCGUUGAUUGGUAUGCUCGUUUACAUGAACUUAUGGUUCGGCGGUUUCCUUUUCAACGGUAUCCUCAUCGACGAAAAGGACGUCGUGUGGCCGUUCAGGGCGUUUACGUACGUGAACAUCAUGAAGUGGGCGUUGAGAGCGAUCGUGUAUUUGGAAUACUCCGACGCCACUUUUAACGCGUGCACUGAAUCCGAUUUGUUGUGCUUCUCCAACUCCGCCGAAACUAUGCUCGGCACGGGUAUGAAAGUUCCCGGGUCGGAAGUUUUGGAUUCCAUGGGCAAAACGUACCGAUUGUAUUCGAACGAAGACACGGUUGCGUUUGACGCCAUGAUGGUGUUAGUCAUCGGUAUGGGCUUUAAAUUGUGGUACUUCUACUUGUUCUACACGAAGACGAGAAAAGUGAAAGAGAUUUUACCCCCGAUUGGAGACGUUGCGAAGUAA